Messenger RNA from Clonostachys rhizophaga, 1629 nucleotides. The record is from the annotation of a GenBank genome assembly. NCBI's taxonomy places the organism in Eukaryota, Fungi, Ascomycota, Sordariomycetes, Hypocreales, Bionectriaceae.
AUGGGCGAAAGCAUAUACCGCAGCCGGCAUCACACCGGUCGUGAUUUGCUCUGCGUCUUUGGAGACUUUGACGAAGAAUUUGCGGAUUUUGUGUUUCGAGGAGUCAAUAUUCAGACAUCGCAUCACAAUGACUACUCCGAGCUCUUUACCCAGAGCUUGGAAGCUUGGGCAGAUGAUUGGGCGGCUCUCAUCGACUGUGCGAGCUCAAUGAAGCAAUCGCGAGAUGGCAACCCCGAAAGCCUGGACGGGAAGGACCUGCUAACAUUUAUCUGGGAGAUCUUCCGUCUGAACCGUGUGAUUGCCCCUCCUGAUCCGCGACCAUGGCAGGAAACGGAUCGCUUAAUUGCACUGGCGAAGAGAUUGGAACACUUGGCUUCUAAGAGCUCAGAUGAAAUCGAAACCGAAGUGCGACCCUGGCAAGAAACAGAUCGUCUCAUUGCCGUGGCCAAAUCCCUUGAGCUGCAUGAGGACCAGGAGGUGAAUAUCAAGUCAUCCCCUGAGCGCCUUGCCCUGCAUGCCCAAGUUGCAACACCCAGAAGACGAGUCUGCAAGGCUACCACUUCCCAUUAUUGGUUUGGGGGAACACAGGAUGCGAUCUCUUCCGUGAGAGACGCCACACCCAAUAUUUCACCACCGCAAGCGAAUCUUGAUCCGUCUCCAUCCCUAUCGCCAAACUUGCUCUUCCCGCCACAAGGUCCUGCUACACAGCCCACCGUAUGCCAGGCCUCGGUUCCUGGCCCCAAAGCUUCCCCCGAACGAAGAAGCCCGACCAAGAGUUCAUUGGAACGACGCAGCAGAGCUAAUGAUGCCUCGCCAUACUUCACUCCCUCGGAAUCUCCCCAAAAGGCACACACGCCAGGGAGACCCCAGGCAGGCAUGGUUUCUUGCGUGCCGUUCCCGCCCCUGACCUCACCUUGCUUCGGCCUUAUACAGGAGAGGCUGGCCCACGAACCUUUCUGGCUCCUUGUGGCUGUCACAUUCUUGAUACGGACAAAGGGCACUGCUGCUAUACCGGUGUUUUACGCGAUCAAGGAGCGGUUUCCUGCGCCGACUGACCUGGGAGAUGAAUCAAACGCAACAGAGAUACUCGAUAUGAUCCGCCACCUGGGCCUAUCUACCCACCGGCUGAGAUUCUUGCAGAGAUACUCGAGAGCUUUCAUCGAAGACCCACCCCGAGCGGGAAAAGUCUAUAGGGUGAGAAACUACGACCGCAGAGAGGAGCCGGAUUUCAACCAUGGAAACUUUGCCGAAUGUAUGGAGACGGGGAUGUUGACGCCCAAUGAUGACGAGGACGACGCAGACGCCUGGGAAAUCGGGCAUAUGACACAAGGCAAGUAUGCCAUUGACAGCUGGCGAAUCUUCUGUCGAGAUGUGCUCCUGGGACGUGCUGAGGAUUGGAAUGGGAAGGGCAGGGAGCCAGAGUUUCAACCAGAGUGGAUGAGAGUACGACCCGACGACAAAGAGCUACGAGCGUGUUUGAGGUGGAUGUGGAUGCGAGAAGGCUGGGAGUGGGAUCCUGUCACCGGAGAGAGAAUGGUUCUCCGGAGUGUUAUGCAGAAUGCUGUGAACGAGGGCAGAGUCGGAUACGACGAUGUUGGAGGUUUGAUGAUUCUCGAUGAUGUUUCAUAG